AUGAACAGUCAAGAGAAGAUGAAGACCCUAAUGCAACAGAAGAAAGGCAGGCGAUUGUUACUGUUUCCAUUGCCAUUACAAGGCCACAUUACUCCUAUGCUUCAGCUUGCAAACAUCCUUCACUCCAAAGGCUUCAGUAUCACCAUAAUUCACACUCACUUCAACUCUCCCAACCAAUUCAACUAUCCUCAGUUCACCUUCGAGCCUAUCUCCGACGGCUUGUCAGAAAACGAUGCUUCGACCAUAGAUGUCUUGGCUUUGAUCUCUCUCCUCAAUAGCAAUUGUGUUGAGCCGUUUCGUGAUUGCUUGGCUCGGUUGUUAUCGGAGGUUGCAGAAGAGCCUUUUGCGUGCUUAAUCACAGAUGCCGUCUGGUACUUCACACAGGCAGUGGUUGAUAGCCUUAAACUCCCAAGGAUUGUCAUACACACUACCAGCGUCUGCUCAUUUCUUGCUUUUGCUGCCCUUCCACUUCUAAGGGAAAAGGGGUAUCUGCCUAAGCAAGAUUCCGAAUUUGAAGCACCAGUGCUUGAGCUUCCACCUCUAAAAGUAAAAGACAUUCCGAUCAUCAAGACGCGCAACCCGGAAGAUGUAUACAAGGUAACAGGUCGCAUAAUAAGAGAAACCAAGUCAGCUUCAGGGCUCAUUUGGAACUCAUUCAGAGAACUUGAACAACCUGAACUGGCAAAACUAGCCCAGGAAUUUCCCAUCCCAAGUUUCUCAUUCGGACCAUUUCACAAACACUUUCCGGCCUCCUCGAGUAGCUUACAAGAGCAAGACCAAAGCUCUAUUUCCUGGCUAAACUCGCAAGCACCCAAGGCUGUAAUCUAUGUGAGCUUUGGGAGUGUUGCAACCAUGGAUGAAACUGGUUUUUCUGAAGUGGCUUGGGGAUUAGCCAACAGCAUGCAACCAUUCUUAUGGGUGGUUCGGCCUGGCUUAGUCAGUGGCUCAGAAUGGCUCGAACCACUGCCAAAUGGGUUCCUCGAGACAGUGGGUGGAAGAGGGCAUAUUGUGAAAUGGUCUCCCCAACAAAAAGUGUUGGCUCAUCCUGCCAUUGGAGGUUUUUGGACUCACAGUGGGUGGAAUCCGACACUAGAGAGCAUUUGCGAAGGAGUUCCCAUGAUUUGUUCCCCAGAUUUUGGUGAUCAAAUGGUGAAUUCGAGAUAUGUAAACGAUGUUUGGAAAGUUGGGUUGAAGUUGGAGAAAGGUCUUAAGAGAGGGGAGAUAGAAAGGACAAUUAGAAGAGUAAUGGUGGAGAAAGAAGGAGAAGAGAUCAGACAGAGAAUGAUGGGUCUAAAGGAGGAGGUAAAUCUUUGUCUAAAGAAGGAUUCCGAAUUUGAAGCACCAGUGCUUGAGCUUCCACCUCUAAAAGUAAAAGACAUUCCGAUCAUCAAGACGCGCAACCCGGAAGAUGUAUACAAGGUAACAGGUCGCAUAAUAAGAGAAACCAAGUCAGCUUCAGGGCUCAUUUGGAACUCAUUCAGAGAACUUGAACAACCUGAACUGGCAAAACUAGCCCAGGAAUUUCCCAUCCCAAGUUUCUCAUUCGGACCAUUUCACAAACACUUUCCGGCCUCCUCGAGUAGCUUACAAGAGCAAGACCAAAGCUCUAUUUCCUGGCUAAACUCGCAAGCACCCAAGGCUGUAAUCUAUGUGAGCUUUGGGAGUGUUGCAACCAUGGAUGAAACUGGUUUUUCUGAAGUGGCUUGGGGAUUAGCCAACAGCAUGCAACCAUUCUUAUGGGUGGUUCGGCCUGGCUUAGUCAGUGGCUCAGAAUGGCUCGAACCACUGCCAAAUGGGUUCCUCGAGACAGUGGGUGGAAGAGGGCAUAUUGUGAAAUGGUCUCCCCAACAAAAAGUGUUGGCUCAUCCUGCCAUUGGAGGUUUUUGGACUCACAGUGGGUGGAAUCCGACACUAGAGAGCAUUUGCGAAGGAGUUCCCAUGAUUUGUUCCCCAGAUUUUGGUGAUCAAAUGGUGAAUUCGAGAUAUGUAAACGAUGUUUGGAAAGUUGGGUUGAAGUUGGAGAAAGGUCUUAAGAGAGGGGAGAUAGAAAGGACAAUUAGAAGAGUAAUGGUGGAGAAAGAAGGAGAAGAGAUCAGACAGAGAAUGAUGGGUCUAAAGGAGGAGGUAAAUCUUUGUCUAAAGAAGGGUGGAUCUUCAUACCAGUCACUAGAGGGCCUCACUGAUUACAUCUUAUCAUUGUGA
This is a messenger RNA of Ilex paraguariensis (yerba mate), 2202 nucleotides long. Lineage: Eukaryota; Viridiplantae; Streptophyta; Magnoliopsida; Aquifoliales; Aquifoliaceae. The record is from the annotation of a GenBank genome assembly.